AUGUCAGGCUCUGGGCGAAAAGAUUUCGAUGUGAAGCAUAUCCUGCGACUCCGCUGGAAACUCUUCAGCCACCCGUCGCCAUCCUCUGGUGGCCCGGCGGGGGGUGGCUGCCUGCAACAGGACGGUACUGGCAGCUUCGAGCAUUGGGGCCCCAGCCAGAGUCGUCUGCUGAAGAACCAAGAGAGAGGCAGCGUGAGCACUUUCUGGAAGAAGCCUUCCUCCUCUUCCUCUUCAUCCUCCUCCGCCUCCUCUUCCUCCUCUUCCUUUAACCCACUGAAUGGGACACUUCUGCCAGUGGCCACGAGGCUGCAGCAAGGGGCGUCUGGACAGGGCCCCCAGCAGCCAGCCAGGACGCUCUUCUACGUGGAGUCCCUAGAAGAGGAAGUGGUGCCAGGCAUGGACUUUUCUGGACAACAAGAAAAAGGGCUGGUCCUGCAAGAGCUCAAAGUGGAGCCAGCCCACUUGAGCCAGGCAACAGGUGAAGGAUGUGGACACAGGUACC
This is a messenger RNA of Orycteropus afer afer, 502 nucleotides long. Its product is annotated as kelch-like protein 1. The transcript has a single exon. The record is from RefSeq and is a predicted model, not a curated record. The annotation marks the transcript as partial. NCBI's taxonomy places the organism in Eukaryota, Metazoa, Chordata, Mammalia, Tubulidentata, Orycteropodidae.